This is a messenger RNA of Racocetra fulgida, 1161 nucleotides long. The record is from the annotation of a GenBank genome assembly. NCBI's taxonomy places the organism in Eukaryota, Fungi, Glomeromycota, Glomeromycetes, Diversisporales, Gigasporaceae.
AUGCUGAGCACUGUUAGAAAAUUAAUAUUAGUUUUAAUUGUUACUGCGGUAGUAGUAUUUUUCGGUCUUCUGGGAUUUAAUGUUUAUUUGAAUUAUAAAAAAACCAGCAUUAAGGAGCAGGCGGAAAAAGAACGCCAAGAGGCUAAAAAACAAUUAGAAGAAGAUGAAAAAUUAAAGCGAGACAUAGCCGAAAUGACCAAACAAAAAUUAACCGGCUGGACCCCGCCUUCUAAUUCUUAUAGCAUUUUAUCAGUAGAAAAUAUUAAUCACUUGGGAAUGAUAGACCAUGAAACUAUCGCCUGUCAAAAUUGUAAUUCUUGCCAAAAUUGCCAAGCGGGCGAAGAAUGCUUAAAUAUGCAACCGAAAUUAAUUUUUACCCGGAAAGUUAAAGAGUAUAUCCAUAAUGUUCUAGACUCUAUAAUUAAGCACGUGAAUAGCGAAGAAUUAGGUCCUGAUAACUAUAAUGAUAAUGUCACUCCUUUUCUAAAAAGAUAUAACGCAGUAUUAUAUGGAGCACCCGGCACCGGUAAAACUGAAUUAGUAAACGAAUUAGUUCACCACUUACACGAGAAAUUUAGCAAUCCUGAAGUUAAAACAUUAACCAAAGAGAUCGAACAAAUUGAGACCAAACUAGAAAAGGCCCGUCAACAACAAGCCGCCAUAAGUAAAAAAUCCGAAGAAACAACCAAGGAAGAUAAAGUUUUGGAGCAAAAAGUAGACCAAAUAACCCGGGAAUUAACAGCCAAGCAAAAGGAAUUAUCCGAAUUACAAAAAAGCCAUUGGGUCCCACCUGUUUUUAAAAUUGAUGGGGUCCAACUGCAAACAGGAGGAGCCGUAACCGAUCAGCCUAAUCCAGAGGAUAAAUUAAGGAUGAUUAUUGAAAAGUGCAAAAAACAAUAUUUUGACAACGCCUACUCUGAUAAACCUUAUAUCGUCUUCAUCGAGGAGGCAGACCAAGGAAAAAAUGUGAUGACUGCUGAAAAAGGAAAAUUAUUAGAAGAAUUUAAAAAUUUCCUGUCUACCAGUGAAGAUAAAGCGGGUUUAAAAGCCAAAGCACAAGAUCCUAAUUCUAUUAUUAUUAUUGCUACUAAUAAUUUUGACCAGAUUGAUCCGGCCGUGGUUAGAAGGGGAAGAUUAGGGGAAAAAUUAAACUUUAACUGA